AUGCAGGCAAAAGUGAUGCCUCAAAUUGUUGAAGACAGUAGUGGACCUGUAGUAAAUGAUUUGAGUGCUAUACCGAUCGGACAAGCUCGCCUUCUUUUAUAUCUGGAUCUCCAAGAUGUUCUCUCUACGCAGCCGGCCUCUGAGACCCUAACACUGCUUGCCAUGAUCCUUGGCACGGAUUGCCAACCCUUCACAGAUGUGGUUUCCGUGCAAUAUACUGCAUCUAUCCUGAAGAUCUCUCCUCAUCCGGUUAGCUCCCCGAUAAUAGGCCGACGGCCCCUGAAGAAAGGCUGGGGCAAUGUUCAGACCCGCGGCCCCCAGACUCCGGAGAGGGGGAUAUGCGGACAGUUUCGCGUUAAAAUGGUUAGUCAACCGUCAAUCACACCCGCAAUAUAG
Molecule: messenger RNA, 396 nt
Organism: Penicillium hordei
Lineage: Eukaryota; Fungi; Ascomycota; Eurotiomycetes; Eurotiales; Aspergillaceae
Exons: 1
Coding region: 1-396 (131 amino acids)
Source: RefSeq, a predicted model, not a curated record